AUGUUUAGCACGUGGGAUCUCGUCCGACCACGCUUCUGGUACCCCAUGUCGUCGUUGGAGCAGUCUAUGAUGGACCUCGAGCACUUGAGCGAACUCAUGAGCCGCUCAAGUUUUCCAUUUGAUCGAAGCAACGAAAUGUUGGCGGCGCCCAGCAAUCUCGAUGACGACGAAUUUUUCAAGGACUUACCCGUUUUGGGGCGUGAACAGCAACCCGCAACGCAACACCGUGAAAGUUCAGCGCAUCUGACGGAAAGUGUAUCCAAGACAAAGGAUCAAGUAUCAAAAGAUCGUGACAACGACCCGAACAAGCCAAACAAAAAGACUAGCACUGACAAGCACCAGGCCGUUGCCAUUAACGACGAUCAGUCCCGCCGUGCCUUUUCAUCAUAUACAUUUAGUAACUCAUCCAUCGUAGAUGACAAAGGCCGGCGCGUGAUGAGCACUCGACGCCGCUAUGAAGAUUCGACCGGACGUCUAAAAGCUGUACACGAGCGUCAAAUUGAGGGCAAAAAAAUGCGCUCGACGUGGAGCCGCAUGGGUCCCGAAGACGAGGGAAAACACGAGGCCACAUGCCCAGGCGGAACCCCGGACGAGUUUGAGGCAAUGUGGCAAAAGACACCGUUUGGUGAUGCUCAAAAGAAAACUAUCAAGCAGGAGCAACAGAAGCAGCUGGAACCAGAGAAGCAUAGUUUGAAACCAAAUUCGAAAGCUAAAGAGAAGGCUACGUGUAAGUUGUAA
This is a messenger RNA of Plasmopara halstedii, 738 nucleotides long. RefSeq lists its product as uncharacterized. NCBI's taxonomy places the organism in Eukaryota, Oomycota, Peronosporomycetes, Peronosporales, Peronosporaceae. The record is from RefSeq and is a predicted model, not a curated record. The transcript has a single exon. The coding region runs from base 1 to 738 and encodes 245 amino acids.